Lasiosphaeria miniovina is the source of this 3477-nucleotide messenger RNA. RefSeq lists its product as uncharacterized. Gene Ontology annotation, biological process: phosphorelay signal transduction system; protein autophosphorylation. Gene Ontology annotation, molecular function: histidine phosphotransfer kinase activity; phosphorelay sensor kinase activity. The transcript is spliced from 4 exons. Lineage: Eukaryota; Fungi; Ascomycota; Sordariomycetes; Sordariales; Lasiosphaeriaceae. Gene Ontology annotation, cellular component: plasma membrane. Bases 1 to 3477 code for a protein of 1158 amino acids. The record is from RefSeq and is a predicted model, not a curated record.
AUGAAGAUUAGAAUCGCCAUCCGGGAGCAGCUUGCGGCCUUUGUCAUCUUCACUGUCCUGGUCUCGUUGGCCAUCGUUUCGAUUCCGACAUGGAUCUACGUCAACAACUUCGUCGUCGGCGUUGAGACGGAUGGGCUUGCUCUAGCUGCUUCUCUUAAGGCUGCGCGAAUCUCGUCCGAGAUCGACCUAAUCCAGACCACUGUUCAGACCAUAUCUACGCGUCUAUUGCUACAGAACGGGUUGAUCAACUUCUACAACCGCAACGCUAGCUCCGACGAUCCCUGGGAUGGGGCCCGCGACGAUUUGUCUAGCGCUCUCAGCACCGGCGGCUUCUCCGGCUUGCUACAGGCACGGUUAUAUUCGCGCAACAGCACCGGCGAUCGCUUCGGCCUCCUCAACAUCACCGGAAAUGCUGCCACCGACUCUGGUCCCAUCUUGCUUCCUGACCUCUCCCCCACUGGGUCCAAGGUAUAUCUCGGCGAUCCCGAGUACGGCUUUCCGCCAUCAUUGUACCCCAACCUCACCUAUGUAGAUCUCAAGCGGCCCAAUCAGUACCAGAACAACACCAACGCGUUCAGUGCCUUGGCCUUCCCUUCGGUGUCGCUGGGAAACGGCAGCGAUGGGAUGGGUAUUCUCCUAGGCCCGAUGGCCAUCAACUCGACCUUUGCCUUGAUCUCUAUUUCGAUCCCGAUUCGCAGGAUCCAUAACUAUGGCUACAUUCUCGGAUACUUGACCAUCGUUGCAACGGCUAAGACCCUUGUCGAGGUCCAGCUCUCCAGAGAAGGUCUUGGCAACACAGGCAUCAUGCUCUUCAUAGGGUCUGUUAACCCCUGGAAUCAUUUCGACAACUCGGUGACGGCAAGUAACGCGUCUUGGUCUCCCAACUUUGACGAUUUUCAGCGACAGCCCGUUCAGUUCCUCCUCCCGCCACAGGUGGUACCGGGCCAGGCGGACCGCCAUGACAUGCACAGCUUCAACAGCGGCCGCCUCGACGACCCUUUCAGCGUAUCCCAAUUUCCCGCUGUUCUCGACGCGUUUUACAAUAAAAAUACAAGCCCCAAUAAUGCUACAAGUGACUUGACCACCACCAACGAGCAAGGACGCAUAGUUGCGGUGGGUGUUGCGCGGCCGCAGACGUCGCUGGUUACCUGGGCUGUAGUCGUGGAGCAAGAUGAGAGCGAAGCUUUCCAUCCGAUGAACACGUUGAGGAACAUCCUUUUGGGAUGUGUAUUUGGCACUGCCGGUCUGGUUCUGGUGCUUGUUAUCCCCUGUGCGCACCUGAGCGUCAUGCCCAUCAGGAGGUUGAAGUCGGCAACCGAAAAGUCCAUUGCUCCUCCUGGAUACGAGGACGAGUUUGAAGACGAGUUCGACGAGGAGAACCCAAGCUCGGGGACCACGUCCGGGCAGUCAGAAAAAGGCUUCAUAGCUUCGGUGCGAAGACGGAUUCGCCGAAGACGCAGGGCCAGGAUGAGAGCAGGCACUGCAGACUCGCACCGUCGGGCUUUCAAGAUACCCGCAAGGGUCGACGACCGGAAACACUAUAUCACGGACGAGCUGACCGAGCUCACCGAGACCUUCAACGAGAUGACGGACGAGCUGUUGAAGCAGUACACUUCAUUAGAUGAAAAAGUUGCGGAGCGUACGAGAGAGCUUGAGAUUAGCAAGAAGGCGGCCGAGGCUGCGAAUGAGAGCAAGACCCUGUUCAUCGCCAACAUUUCACACGAGCUCAAGACUCCUCUCAACGGUAUCAUGGGCAUGUGUGCAGUCUGCAUGGAGGAAGACGAUAUCGAUCGGAUCAAACAGUCGCUCAAGACACUUUACAAAUCGGGUGACCUUUUGCUUCAUCUUCUCGAAGAUUUGCUGAGCUUCUCGAAGAACCAAAUCGGGCAGCAGAUUAGCCUCGAAGAGCGCGAGUUUCGGCUUGGUGAAAUCAGGUCACAGAUGCUGGCCAUAUUCGACAAGCAGGUUCGAGAGAAUGGUAUCUCGUUUUCGGUCAACUUUGUCGGCUCAGACAGCCUGGACAUUAGCCCGGGCCCUGACCGGACUAGUAUUGACAGGAGGCUUCCAGCGCUUGGUCCGCCGGGUAUUGGCAGGCUCAAGGACAUGUGCCUCUGGGGUGACCAGCAUCGAAUUUUGCAAGUCAUUAUUAACCUGGUUAGCAACAGCUUGAAGUUCACUCCUGCCGGAGGAAAGGUGAACCUGAGAAUACGCUGUCUGGGCGAGUUCGAGCAACCAAGCGACGAAAGUAGGACAUCGUCACUGUCCAGGGGUGGAUCGGGACGUCUGGGACGCAGUCGCCAUAGAGUAGGAUCUGGCAACGCCGCUCAAUCGUGGACUGCUCUGACGAUCAACCCCUUGGAUCCCAAGGCAACACCGCACGUCCGGAUACGAGAGCGAUCGCCAACACCUCCACCUCCUAAUGCCAAGUCGUUCUUGUUCGAGUUUGAGGUUGAAGACACUGGCCCGGGUAUUGCGGAGCAUAUGCAGGAAAAGAUCUUUGAGCCCUUCGUUCAAGGUGAUCUUGGCCUGAGCAAGAAGUUUGGGGGCACAGGUCUCGGGCUCAGCAUUUGCUCCCAGCUUGCUACUAUUAUGGGAGGCAGCAUAUCGCUCAAGAGCACCGUCGGCGUGGGCACGACCUUUACGAUGCAGAUUCCGCUAAAAUACGUCAAGGAUCGUGCUUCAAGUACGGCGUCUAGCAGUAUAAAGUCGCGCCCCGCCAGUGUAGGCUCGAUAGAUGGCGAGACCGUCAGACACUCGCUCUCAAAGACUAGCACUGAGCUGCAGCAAACGCCCACGGCGGCGGUGCUCGAUAAACAGCCGCGAUUGGUGGGCCUCAGUCAGCCGUUCUUUGCAGCGAACCCGAAUCCGCAACUUCCAAGCCGAGAGGACCAACUAGCCGCCAUUAAUAGGGCCAUGAAGAAUAAGCCGUCCGGCCAGGGGAAGCUUCGUGUGUUGGUGGCAGAUGACAAUUCAACCAAUAUCGAAGUUGUCAGCCGGCUGUUGAAGCUAGAGGAGAUUUAUGAUGUCACAAUAGCCAAAGACGGCCAGGAAGCGUACGAUCUUGUCAAGGCCAACAUGGAGAACAACCAGCGGUUUGAUGUCAUCUUCAUGGACAUUCAGAUGCCGAACCUGGACGGGUUGCAGUCCACGCGGCUCAUCCGGAAGAUGGGGUACUCGGCUCCGAUUGUGGCUCUCACGGCUUUUUCUGAGGAGAGCAACGUCAAGGAAUGCAUGGAGUCGGGCAUGGACGAGUUUCUUAGCAAGCCGAUUCGCCGGCCGGCGUUGAAGCAAGUGCUGAAGAAGUUUGCAACGAUCGAGGAAGAGCCCGAGAUCGCGAGCCUGACGAGAAAGACGACGCCAGAAAAUGCCCCGGAGAAGCCAGAUGGAAACGGGGUUCAAGCACCCCAAUCCAUUGACGCGCCAGCGUCGAAGAGCAACGGAGUCGCCCCGCCCGCGCCCUCCACAGCAACUGCAUGA